Molecule: messenger RNA, 3159 nt
Organism: Cryptotermes secundus
Lineage: Eukaryota; Metazoa; Arthropoda; Insecta; Blattodea; Kalotermitidae
Gene: Tpr2
Product: dnaJ homolog subfamily C member 7
Exons: 11
Coding region: 91-1581 (496 amino acids)
Molecular function (GO): protein binding
Source: RefSeq, a predicted model, not a curated record
GUGCAUGCGUAGCCGGGCAACGAUACAUGCCAAACACCUUUUACCACAAUUAAAGCAGAGAACAUACGUUCACGUUCGGUGCGUGGUAAGAUGGCGCAUAUUGCUAAUGAAAUUGCUAUGGAGUUCGGCGGAAAUGUUGGAGAUAUUAUCACGUCUAAUGCGGAAGAAUUGGCAGAACUCAAGAAGGAAAGUGGAAAUCAGCUUUACAAAACUAAGAAGUAUCAGCAAGCAAUUCCAUUUUAUACAGAAGCCAUUGAAUUAUGUCCUGACUCAUCAGCAUAUUAUGGAAAUCGUUCUGCUUGCUACAUGAUGCUGCAUCAGUAUAAAGAUGCUCUGGAGGAUGCCAGAAAAGCAAUAGCUCUUGAUAACAACUAUGUAAAAGGGUACAUCCGAAUUGCAAAAUGUAGUUUGGCUUUGGGUGAUUUGUCAGCAGCAGAUAAUGCAGUUUCCAUUGUAAGAGGACUUAGUCCUAACAACUCAGCUAUUCUACCAGAGGUUCAGAAACUCGAGGUUGUUAGGAGGUUUGAUGAGGAAGGGAACAAAGCAUACCAAAAGCAAGACUACAGAAAGGUUGUAUUUUGCAUGGAUCGGAUCCUUGAGCAGGUUCCAUGUACCAGAUUCAAACUGAAGAAGGCUGAAUGCUUGGCAUUACUUGGACGGUAUCAGGAAGCACAAGAAAUUGCAAAUGACAUUCUUCAUGUUGACAAACAGAAUGCGGAUGCAGUUUAUGUGCGGGGAAUGUGCUUAUAUUACCAGGACAAUGUGGAGCAAGCCUUCUGCCACUUCCAACAUGUUUUACGACUUGCACCAGACCAUCAAAAGGCAGUGGACAUCUACAAACGAGCGAAGGCUUUGAAACAGAAAAAGGAAGAAGGGAAUGAAGCCUUCAGAGUGGGCAGACUCAAUGAGGCCUACAGCCUCUAUACUGAAGCACUGAAGAUAGAUCCAAAUAAUAAAUCGACAAAUGCCAAAUUAUUCUUCAACAGGGCAACAGUUUGUUCAAAGCUUGAUCGCCUUAAUGAGGCAGUGGCUGAUUGCUCAGGUGCGCUGCAGUUGGAUGAAACUUACCUGAAAGCAUUGUUACGGAGAGCAAAAUGUUACAUGGAUCUCGGAAAUUUUGAGGAAGCUGUAAGAGAUUAUGAGAAAGCAUCUACAAUGGAUAAAAAUCGGGAGACCAAAAGACUUCUGCAAGAGGCAAAGUUGGCUUUAAAAAAAUCAAAACGCAAAGAUUACUACAAGAUUUUAGGAGUCGACAAGAAUGCAUCGACAGAUGAAAUCAAGAAAGCGUACAGAAAGAGGGCUCUUGUUCAUCAUCCUGAUCGUCAUGCAAAUGCGUCUGAUGGGGAAAAAAGGGAACAGGAAAAGAAGUUUAAGGAAGUUGGAGAAGCAUAUGGAAUACUGUCUGACCCUAAAAAGAGAGCACGUUAUGACAAUGGCCAAGAUCUUGAGGAUAUGGAAGGCAUGACCAGUGACGUUGACCCGAACAGUGUAUUCCAAGCAUUUUUUGCUGAACAUUCAGGAGGUCAGUUCACCUUCACAAGUGACUCUUUUCCUGGUGGAUUUACGUUCCAGUUUGGUUAAAACCCUCCACCUGCCAUUCAGUGGGUGUUGUAACAUUCCACUGGUUUUGAAGAUCUGUUGCACCAAUGUCGUAUGGUGACACCGACUAUUCCCCAUGAAUCCAGAUCAGUCAGAUAAUGUUCAACUUUAUGUAUAUGAUAGGGCGCUUAGAAAAAUGUGAAUUUACAUUAUUUUAUUAAUUCAUCUUCAUUAAAAUGUCCUAUGGGAAAAUUACAGUUGAAGUUGAAAGUUCUGUAGCAAAAAUUGAUCAUCCCUUGUACAUGCUCAUGUUAUAAAUGUACCAUCAUUACUGAUGAUGAUAUCUGGGGAAUUUUCUUUGUUUUCGUCAAGUAUCAAUAGGAUAAACAAGUUUGUGAUGUAGUAUCACUUUUGAAUACCAUGUUUUCUGUACAGUUCUUCAGGGAACUGGUCCCCCCUAGAUACAUAAUAUAUUCUUCUUGUAAUUAGUAUCAGAAGUGUAGUGAAUGUGUUGAUUGUAUUAUUGGAACAGCUGAAGUUCUGUGUUUUCAGUAGCUGUUUAUUUUCAGAACUGUUGUGUUACUACUGUCUUUAAUUCAUGCACAUUGCUUGCCACAUUUUGCCCUCAGUUUUUUGAUUGCAGGUUUGUGUGCUGACAUUUGAAUCUAACAUAGAGGCUUGUUUCUUAUGUGACAGUUCAGACAAAAAGGGGGAAGUAUAUAUUUUGGAUGGAAACGUUUUGGUAAAUGGAAUAUGAUUUUUUUCUUUACAUAAAUUAUGGAAUGUUUUAAUAAUAAUGAGAUUAUGUACUUCCCUUUGAAAGGUUCUUGAGUGCAUUCUGUAUUUUCAUGACAUUGUGUUUUAAUAGUUCUUUCCUGUAACAUAGCUUCCUUGUAUUCAUUUUAGAGUUAAUAAAUCACAUUUAGACAGUGGUUCUGUUUAUCUUUUAAAUAUCUGAGAUCAAAGAAGUGUAUGAUAAUUAACAGAAUUAACAAAUGAGUGAUAUCACGUUCAUCUGUGUAUAUUGCUGUGCACAAGUUGUGUAACUUGAUUUAUUGGCUCCUCUGUCAUAAUGAACUAUAUAUUAAAAUCAGCUUUUUGGUGUUGUAGUCUUUGUUGUAUCAGACAUAACCAUAUUAAUCUUGUAAUAUUAAAAAAAUCAUAAUCUGAAAGCUAUGAACUGUGGUCAGUAAAGUGUGCAAGUGCUGAUUUUCAGAUUGGGGCCGAUACAGUUGAAUGCUGUGUGGCAGAACUGUAUGGAUAUUCAUGCUUGUGAACACCACAUGAUUCUUUGAUGAACACUGAGCCAGAAAUCUCCCUUGUUACAAUUUUGAUUGAUGCAUAAUUGUCACAGAAAGUGCAGUCAAAGUUAAAUGAUGUAACUAAAAAUUAAUAUUUGCAUGUGUGGAUUGAAUGACGUGAUUUUUUGAUGAACAUUGAGGUGAAAAUGUCUCUUGAUAAAAUUCUGUAUAGUGCAUAAUUUUCUCAGUAAAUGCGAUUGAAGUUGAAUGUGAUGUGGCAGCUUGGUAUGGAUAUUAAUGGCUCACUCAUCACUUGAUUUCUUGAUGGAUGUUGAGUUGAAAAUGUUCGUUAGUUAAAACUCAAAUCAGUGAUUAAUUU